UUUUUCUGCUCUCGCGGCUCCACGCUUUCACCGAGCCGGGUUGGAGCGGGCACCAUGGCAGGCUACAGCGUGGAGGAGCGCGGCUGUCCGCACAGCCUCGACUACAGGCUUUUCUUCAAAAAUGAUAAAGGACAAUACAUUUCUCCAUUCCACGACAUUCCAAUAUAUGCAGAUGCUGGCAAGGAUGUGUUCAACAUGGUUGUGGAAAUACCUCGAUGGACCAAUGCUAAAAUGGAGAUUGCAACCAAAGAUCCUCUAAACCCAAUUAAGCAAGAUGUGAAGAAAGGAAAGCUACGUUACGUUGCUAAUGUAUUUCCCCACAAGGGAUAUAUAUGGAAUUAUGGUGCUAUUCCACAGACAUGGGAAGAUCCCUCACAUAAAGAUAAAAAUACUGGCUGUUGUGGAGAUAAUGAUCCAAUUGAUGUCUGUGAAAUCGGAAGCAAGGUAUGCGGCAGGGGAGAAGUAAUUCAAGUGAAAGUUCUGGGCACACUGGCAUUGAUUGACGAGGGCGAAACAGACUGGAAGAUCAUUGCAAUCAAUACUGAAGAUCCUGAAGCUGCUAAUUUUAACAAUAUUGAUGAUGUCAGGAAGCUUAAGCCUGGAUAUCUGGAAGCUACAGUAGACUGGUUUAGAAGAUACAAGGUGCCUGAUGGAAAACCAGAAAACCAAUUUGCGUUCAAUGGAGAAUUUAAAGAUAAGCAAUUUGCAACUGAUGUUAUCAAAAGCACCCACGAUUUCUGGAAGUCUCUAGUGACUAAAAAAACAGAUGGAGGAGAGAUUUGCUGCACAAAUACAACUUUGGCAGACAGCCCUUUCUGUUGUGAUCAAGCAUCUGCUGCAGCUAUUGUAAAAGCGGCACCUGCCUGUGGGGAUGCCAAUCCAAUACCAACUGAAGUGGACAAGUGGUUCUACUGCCAGGCAAAGUGACUUCAAGCUGGAUGUUGCAGUAGUUCCUGUCUUAUCACCAUGAAACACUUGUGCAGAACUAGAUGAGAACAGAGAGCUUCAAUUUCAAGAACAAUACUGUUUUAAAUAAGUAAAUGGCUGCUUGUGAUAUAGCAGAUUUUGCAUACUCAACAAUAAUGUGUGCUUGGACUCUGUAUGACCUUGAUAUAUUUUGAACAGUUCUUGUGUAAAAUGCCAGCUUAACAGUCUUCAAAUACAUCAUGGCACUCAACAA
Molecule: messenger RNA, 1180 nt
Organism: Elgaria multicarinata webbii
Lineage: Eukaryota; Metazoa; Chordata; Lepidosauria; Squamata; Anguidae
Gene: PPA1
Product: inorganic pyrophosphatase 1
Exons: 11
Coding region: 55-927 (290 amino acids)
Biological process (GO): phosphate-containing compound metabolic process
Cellular component (GO): extracellular exosome; cytoplasm
Molecular function (GO): inorganic diphosphate phosphatase activity; magnesium ion binding
Source: RefSeq, a predicted model, not a curated record